Molecule: messenger RNA, 2574 nt
Organism: Ailuropoda melanoleuca (giant panda)
Lineage: Eukaryota; Metazoa; Chordata; Mammalia; Carnivora; Ursidae
Gene: LAS1L
Product: LAS1 like ribosome biogenesis factor
Exons: 14
Coding region: 130-2346 (738 amino acids)
Biological process (GO): maturation of 5.8S rRNA; maturation of LSU-rRNA
Cellular component (GO): Las1 complex; preribosome, large subunit precursor
Molecular function (GO): endonuclease activity
Source: RefSeq, a predicted model, not a curated record
GCGUAGCGGCGGUUUGGAGUGAGGGUGGUUCGUUGAACUGAAAGCUGUGCGGAGUGCUGCGGCUCAAGGCCUGCAGUGGAGCCCAGUGUCCGGUGGGAAUCCGGGGCUGGCCAGGUUAGGUUUCCAGGGAUGGAUCGCGUGUGGAGUGCGUGGUGCGGGAAGUGCGUCAAAGAGAAAGGGUCGUCGCCACUUUGGGCCCAGCGCAUCGUGGUCGCCUGGCUUAGUAGGGCCGAGUGGGAUCAGGUGACGGUGUAUCUGUUUUGUGACGACCAUAAAUUGCAGCGGUACGCCCUGAACCGCAUCACCGUGUGGAGGAGUAGGUUAGGCAACGAACUCCCCCUGGCAGUGGCUUCUACUGCUGACCUGGUACGCUGUAAGCUCAUGGAUGUAACUGGUGGCUUGGGCCCUGAUGAACUUAGACUGCUCUAUGGCAUGGCGUUGGUCAGGUUUGUGAAUCUUAUCUCAGAGAGGAGGACAAAGUUUGUCAAGCUCCCUCUCAAGUUCCUGGCUCAGGAGGUAAACAUCCCGGAUUGGAUUGUUGAACUUCGCCAUGAGUUGACCCACAAGAAAAUGCCCCAUAUAAAUGACUGCCGCAGAGGCUGUUAUUUUGUUCUGGAUUGGCUCCAGAAGACCUACUGGUGCCGCCAGCUGGAGAACAGCCUGAGAGAGACCUGGGAGCUGGAGGAGGAUAGGGAAGAGACAGAUGAAGAAGAUCAAGAGGAAGAUAAAAAUAUUGUUGUUGAUGACAUCACAGAACAGAGACCAGAGCCUAAGGAUAAAGGGAAAGGUGCAGAACUGGAUAUCAGGGUUGAUGGACAAAGUGAAGGCAACAAAGAGGUUGAUUCACAUUUGGAAAAGGCUCUGAGGCAUAAAGAGCUGUAUGAAAGAGCCCGAGAACUGCUGGUGUCAUACGAAGAGGAGCAGUUUAAGGUUCUGGAGAAAUUUAGGCAUUUGCCUCAGGCUGUUAAGGCUUGGAACAACCUGUCUCCACCUGUGGAAGGCAUCCUGGCAGAGCUCAAGGCCAUUACAUGUGAGAACAGGAUACUGCUAGUUCCGAAGAUGUUUUUAUCAGUGUCUGCCCAUCCUAGGCUUCUUGGCACCCUUCAGCAAAGGCCACCUCAACAGCUAGGGGAGGCUGUGUUGGAUGCUUUUCUGGAUGAUGGCUUUCUCAUCCCCACAUUUGAGCAGUUGGCAGCUUUGCAGAUAGACUAUGAAGAAAACGUGGACCUGAGUGACAUCCUGGUGCCAAAGCCAUUCUCUCAAUUCUGGCAGCCUCUGCUCAGGGGCCUGCACUCCCAGACCUUCACGCAGGCCCUGCUGGAGAGGAUGUUCUCCGAGCUGCCAGCUUUGGGGGACAGCGGGAUCCGGCCCACCUACAUCCUCAGAUGGACCAUUGAACUGAUUGUGGCUAACACCAAGUCUGGACGGAAUGCCCGCCGAUUCUCUGCAAGCCAGUGGGAAGCGAGAAGGAGCUGGAGGCUAUUCAACUGCUCUGCCUUCCUUGACUGGCCCCGGGUGGUUGAGUCCUGCUUGGGCUCACCUUGCUGGGCCAGCUCCCAACUCCUUCAGCUUGUCUUCAAAGCCAUGGGACAGGUCCUGCCAGACGAGGAGCAGGAGAGGCUGCUGCACAUCUGUUCCAUUUAUACCCAGACUGGAGAGAACAGCCUAGUACAGGAGGGCUCAGAGGCCUCCCCCAUUGGGAAGUCUCCGUACACACUGGACAGCCUGUAUUGGAGCCUCAAACCAGCUGUUUCCUUUGGAAUUGAAGGAGAACCCCAGCCGCAGGAGGAGCAGGGCAGCCUUAAUGAACUCAAGAAAGAUGAAAAGGAGGAGAAAGAUCUGGAAGAUAGGGUGGAGGAGGAAGAAGAGGAAAAUGAUGACCAAAAGUGGGAGGAGGAAGAUGAAGAUGAUGAGGAGGAGGAGGAAGAAGAGGAAGAAGAGGAAGAUAGAAUGGAGGUGGGGCCUUUCUCUACUGGGGAGGAGUCUCCCACGGCUGAGAAUGCCAGGCUCCUGGCCCAGAAAAGAGGAGCUUUGCAGGGCUCUCCAUGGCAAGUUAGCUCUGAAGAUGUACGAUGGGAUACCUUCCCCUUAGGCCUAAUGCCAGGUCAGACUGAGGACCCAGCAGAGCUUAUGCUGGAGAAUUAUGACACCAUGUAUCUUUUGGACCAGCCUGUGUUAGAGCAGCGGCUGGAACCCCCAACAGGCAAGACUGGCACCCUCGGCUUGAGCUGUGGCGCGGGCAGUGACAACUGCAGCAACAGUAGCAACGGCAGCAGCAACUUGGAGGGCCUUCUCUGGAGCCAGGGCCAGCUGCAUGGACUCAAAACUGGCCUGCAGCUCUUCUGACGCUCACUCUGGUUCAAGGUGUUAGUCCACCCCUGCCGGGGCAACAGCCCAUUCCCUGCCCCUGUUGUCCCCCGGCUCCCGGCCCCCACCAGUGCACCUGAUGCUCCAUGAAACAACCUGGGAGACAGCCCACAUCAGCCGUAUCAGCUCAGCUUUCUGCCACAGUGGAAUUUGGAAUAUGUUUUUUUUUUAAUUUUGUUUUGAAAAACAAUAAACAGGCAACUGUCA